Molecule: messenger RNA, 3614 nt
Organism: Aedes albopictus (Asian tiger mosquito)
Lineage: Eukaryota; Metazoa; Arthropoda; Insecta; Diptera; Culicidae
Gene: Prm
Product: paramyosin, long form
Exons: 10
Coding region: 331-2982 (883 amino acids)
Cellular component (GO): myosin filament; bicellular tight junction; cytoplasm
Molecular function (GO): actin filament binding; microfilament motor activity
Source: RefSeq, a predicted model, not a curated record
AGUUAGUAGAUCACCAACCUUGCUCCGUCAUUUAUGAAAUCUUUGGCAUAUAGUGUGCUCCUACCAGUCGGUUCAUUCGGUGUUCUGAUCGGAUCGAUCCAAAGCUCUGCCGGUGGAAAGUGAAUCUGAAUUGUUCCUGGAAAAAAGGAUUCUUCAACGGGUUGUGUGGUUGUCUCUCGUUUGUUGUCGCCUGUUUCGUUCGUCUUCCCAUUCGAGGAUCAAGGAAGCGAAUUUCGUCUGAAACUCUAGUGAAUUCAAAUAGUGUUUGCCGAGUGCUGGAUUUUUUCUGUUGAGUGCUAGUGAAAACUACUGAAGAUAUAAGAAGCAAAAAUGUCGUCGUCUGCCGUAACUACUAAAACGUCGAAAUAUACCUACAAAUCCACUGGUGGUGGUACUGCCGAUGUCAGCAUCGAAUACAGCGCUGACCUUAGCGCCCUGUCCAGGCUGGAGGACAAAAUCCGCCUGCUGCAGGAGGAUCUGGAGUCGGAGCGCAGCCUCCGUCAAAGGAUCGAACGCGAAAGGGCCGACCUCAGCGUGCAGGUCAUUCAGAUGUCAGAGCGCCUCGAGGAGGCCGAGGGUGGUGCCGAAAGUCAGCUGGAAAUCAACCGCAAGCGCGACACCGAACUGACCAAACUGCGCAAACUGCUCGAAGAUGUGCACCUGGAGUCGGAGGAAACUGCUCACAUUCUGAAGAAGAAGCACCAGGAAAUUGUCACUGACUUCAGCGAACAGAUCGAAGCACUGACCAAGGCGAAACAGAGGGUUGAAAAGGAAAAGUCCAAACUGCAAGCCGAGAUCUAUGAACUUCUGUCCCAGAUUGAGAGCGUUUCCAAGGACAAGACCGUCAGUAUUAAGACCAUCGAAAAGUUGGAAGUCCAGGUGACCGAGUUGAACAUUCGCAUCGAAGAGCUGAACCGCACCAUCGUGGACAUCACCUCCCACAAGACCCGCCUAUCCCAGGAAAACAUCGACCUGGUCAAGAGUGUUCAGGAUCUGAAGAUCAACAUCGAGAGCAUCAGCUUCUCCAGGACACAGCUCAACACCCAGCUGGAGGAUGCCCGCCGUCGUCUGGAGGAAGACGAUCGCCGCCGAUCCAUCUUGGAGUCAACCCUGCAUCAGGUCGAAACCGAGCUGGAAUCUGUCCGCCUGCAGCUGGAAGAGGAAUCCGAAGCUCGCUUGGAUCUGGAACGACAGCUGGUCAAGGCCAACGGCGAUGCCGGUGCCUUCAAAUCGAAGUACGAAGCCGAAUGCAUGGCUCGUCACGAAGAGGUUGAGGAGAUCCGUCGCAAGUACACCGUUCGCAUCCAGGAGUCGGAAGAACACAUCGAAUCCCUCCAGGCCCGUUUGUCCAAGCUGGAGAAGGAGAAGAGCCGUUUGUCGAGCGAGAUCGAAAUCCUGAUUAUCGACCUGGAGAAGGCCAACAACGGCAUCCGCGAAUAUACCAAACGUAUCGAAAUUCUCGAGAAAACCAAUAUCGAAAUCAAGACUCGCCUGGAGGAAACCAUUACCCUGUACGACCAGUCGCAACGCGAUCUGAGACAGAAGACCCAGGACUACCAGCGCCUGAGCCACGAACUGGAUGCGACCCGUGAGCAGAAGGACCAGCUGACCCGGGAGAACAAUAAAAUGCAGAAGGAUUUGCACGACGCCCGCUCCAGCGUCACCGAGCUGACACGUCGCCUUCAUGACUAUGAAGUCGAGCUGCGUCGUCUGGAAAACGAACGUGAGGAACUGACUGCCGCCUACAAGGAAGCCGAAGCCGGCCGCAAAGCUGAGGAGAAACGCGCCCAGGCUCUGUCCGCUGAAUACGGCCAGUUCCGUCACGACACCGAGCGCCGUCUGCUGGAGAAGGAGGAAGAGAUCGAAGUUAUGCGCAAGCAGACCAGCAUCGAAAUCGAACAGCUGAAUGCUCGCGUCGUUGAGGCUGAGACCAAGCUGAAGAGCGAAGUCCAGCGCAUCAAGAAGAAGCUGCAGAUCCAGAUCACUGAGCUGGAGAUGUCCCUGGAUGUUGCCAACCACACCAACAUUGAACUGCAGAAGACCAUCAAGAGACAGUCCGCUCAGCUGACCGAAAUCCAGGCCCACUACGAAGAAAUCCAGCGUCAACUGCAGUCCACCGUUGACCAGUACGGCAUUGCCCAACGCCGCAUUCAAUCGCUCACCGGAGAACUCGAAGAGAUCCGUGUCAACUACGACUCUUCCCUCCGCUCGAAACGCCAGGUCGAAGUUCAGCUCGAGGAAGCCAACACACGCAUCAACGACCUCACCGUCAGCAACGUCAGCUAUGCUUCGCUCAGAACUAAGCUCGAACAGGAACUGCAGGUUCUGGCCUCCGACUACGAGGAAGUCACCCGCGAACUGCGCGUCAGCGAUGAACGUUACCAGAAGGUCCAGGUUGAACUCAAGCACACUGUUGAACUGCUCCACGAAGAACAGGAAAGAAUUGUCAAGAUUGAAGCCAUCAAGAAGUCCUUGGAAGUCGAAGUCAAGCAACUUUCAGUUCGUCUUGAGGAAGUUGAAGUUAACGCCGUCGCUGGUAGCCGUCGCAUCAUCGGUAAGCUGGAAGCCCGCCUCCGUGACAUCGAAGUCGAUCUGGAGGAAGAGAGAAGGAAGCACGCCGAAACCAUCAAGAUUCUGCGCAAGAAGGAACGCUCCGUCAAGGAAGUGUACAUCCAGAUCGAGGAAGACCAGAAGAACCUUCAGAUCCUGCAGGAUGCUCUGGAGAAGGCCAACCAGAAGAUUGCUGCCUACAAGCGUCAGCUAGUUGAACAGGAACAAUGCUCCCAGCAGUGCGUUACCAAGGUUCGUCGCUUCCAGCGCGAACUGGAAGCCGCCGAGGACCGCGCUGAUGUGGCCGAGAGCAAUCUGCACCUGGUCCGCGCCAAGCACCGUACCUUCGUGACCACCUCCACCGUGCCCGGAUCGCAGGUCUAUCUGGUUCAGGAGACCACCAGAACCGUCAACGAGACGUCGUCGUCCUAAAUUCUUGAGGAAGGGGACAAAACCUCCAGGAAAUUCCCGAACGCCACCCAAAUAGACCGACAACCAUCACGGCCGACGUAGUAUAGUGGCGAAACGCACCAUAUGAUCUUUCAUUUCAAUCAUUUCCGUUCGUUUUGUUUUCUGUUUUGUCCGUUCAUUACUUUCUGUUCCACAAUUUCGUAUUCGUCUUCAGUUCCAUGUACUUUUAAUUUUCUGUAUUCUCUUCCACACCAACGAACUUAUGAAACCAAAAAAAAAUAUAAUCUCUUUAUAACGACUCUGCUUGAAACUACCAAACAUCCAAGUGGUUUCGGUCACACAGAACACGCAUUAAAUCGCCAAACCUGAAGAAAUGUGAAUCUCUUACACAAUAAUACUGAAAUAAAAUUAAAAACGUAAUAAUACUAGCCGCUCUUUUGAUUGAACAAAAAAAACUAGAUGUGAGGAUAAAGGAAGAGAGAGAGAGGGAAAGAACAGCAAGAUACCGCCUUUUUACAAGUACUAGUAAAUCUACCAACUGCACGCCAGUACCAGUUAUCCGAAGAAGAUCAAAACAUUAUAUUUCUUUUGUAUGAUAUAAAUCUUUGUAAUAAAUAAAUAUUAUUAAACAAAUAAAAAAAUAAGAAAAAUAA